Ruditapes philippinarum (Manila clam) is the source of this 1508-nucleotide messenger RNA. RefSeq lists its product as uncharacterized. NCBI's taxonomy places the organism in Eukaryota, Metazoa, Mollusca, Bivalvia, Venerida, Veneridae. The transcript has 3 exons. Bases 85 to 804 code for a protein of 239 amino acids. Gene Ontology annotation, molecular function: protein binding. The record is from RefSeq and is a predicted model, not a curated record.
GUAAAAUAGCGAAAUAGCGAAAACGGAAGUCAUUAAAGCCUACGUUUUCAUUUUCAUUUUGUUUCCCUGAUAAUCAAGUAAACAAUGUUGUUCUCUGGAAGCUUGGUGUUUCUUCUUUUACUCUUAAAUUACUCUUUAAGUCUGCCUUUAGCGAAUGAACCAAUGUGCUCAAAAUUUGCUUAUGACGAGCAAUUGUUAGAAAAAAUGAUUAGGCAGGAAAUAAAGGUAGAAACGAUGCAGGAUGACAUUAAGAAAACGCAAGAAACUGUUUCAUUUACGCUUGAGGAAAUUAAGAAAACUAGUGUAGAGGUGUCUAAAACACUGGAGAGCUUGCAGAACAAUGCCACGGAGGUGAUGAAAGGGAUCAUCCGCGACAAAGAAAGAAAUGAAGAAAUAUUGAAAGCAACAUUCGAAGAACAACGGAAUAAUUUCACAACUGAUAUGGAAGAAGGAAGGAAGAUGUUAAAAGAACUUUCAGAAAACAUGAAGAAACCUUCCAUUGCAUUCUUUGCACACAAUGUGGUAGAUCUAAAGCUUGACAAGUUCGACAAAAUCAUCAUAUUUACCACAGCCACGACCAAUGAAGGAUCAGGAUAUGACACUUCCACUGGAAUCUUCACAGCACCUGUCGGGGGAUUGUACCAAUUUAUUAUAAACUAUUGUACAUACACGAAGACACAUUCACCUCUUGCGUUGGUACUAUCAGGAAACGUGAUGGCUCGAUCGUCAAAUUAUGUUGCAAACGGCUAUCCUUGCUCCUCCUUUUCUGCUGUAAUAAGAGUGAAAUCGGAAGAGAAGAUAUGAGUCAAAGGUUUGUCUGGCUUAUCCAGUUAUGCCUUAUAUAAAGAUAGUUGGAGGAUGAACUCCUUCAGUGGAACUCUUGUCAAUAAGUAAAACAUUCAUUAACCUUACGCAUGAAAUGUAACAGGAUUUUUUUACAAAUACACGUAUAAUACAUAAAAUUCAUAUACAUUAAAAUACAAAUCAACUAAGAUUUAUAAGAGACAUAUAUAACCAUUAUCAUAUAUAAUAUGACUUUUUACAUAGAAAACAGAUAAGAACUAGAAUACUCCUAUUAUUCUGAUUCAUUUUCAAAUUGCUUCAGAAGAAAUAAAAGAGAAAAUAGAAGUGGGAUAAUUUGGCAAUAUACACAACAACUUAUAGAAGUUCAGUUCAUUAAUUUUGAUUUCCUUUUGUAUUAUAAUUUAUUGGUAUAUAAUAACUAAGUCUCUAGAGAAUUAAGUUUUUUGACGCUUCUCAUAGACAAAUACAAAGUCUAAGAAAGUUACUUUUAUAUUCUACUAUAUGUACUAUGUUCUGUUUUAUAUACGUAAGACUUAAUGCAUCAUGAUGGCCCUCAUUAGCAUUGUGUUUGUUUGUUUUUUAUAUUUAUAGAUGUUUUCAAAACGGCAAAUGUUAAACUUUAACUUAAUUGAUUUCUUAUCAUCAGCUAUAUGUGCAUGUAUGUCUCAAUAUAUAAAUAUCGUUUCGAAAUUGGAAAAGAAAAA